AUGCUACGGGUUCUCGGUAAAGGGUCGUUUGGAAAGGUCGUCCUAGUACAAAAGCGAAUUGGCAAGGAACGGGGUCAACUAUUCGCCAUGAAAAUUCUUAGCAAAACCCAUCUGGUGAAGAAGCGUCAAAUUGAACGAACUCGGACCGAACGCAAAGUCCUGUCUGUCGUGAGUCAUCCCUUCAUCAUGAAGCUGCACUACGCCUUUCAGACGGACGACAAGUUGUAUCUCGUGUUGGAUUAUUGUCCCGGUGGUGAGCUCUUUUUUCACCUUUCAAGAUUUAGACGCUUUCCGGAACGUGUAGCUCGCUUUUACGCCGCGGAACUGUUACUAGCGAUCGGGCAUUUGCAUAAACGUGGUAUCAUUUAUCGAGACUUAAAACCAGAAAACGUGCUUCUGGACGCGGAUGGGCAUGUGAAGCUGGGGGAUUUUGGCUUGGCCAAGGCGGGCAUUAAGCAUCCUUGGGAAGGUGCCGCCUCCAUGUGCGGAACACCCGAGUACAUGGCUCCCGAAGUGUUGUCGCAAGAAGGCCACGGAUUUGGCGUGGACUACUGGGGCCUAGGUAUGCUUGUGUACGAAAUGAUGACUGGGCUACCACCGUGGUAUACAACGGAUCGAGCUAAGCUUUUUCGCAGGUUGAAGAGUGCGCCGUUAGAGAUUCCGUCAUAUUUUAGUGGCCAGUCGGCGAACUGUGUUGGUGCGUUGUUGGAUCGAAAUCCCCGUCGACGGCUUGGAGUCACCGGAAUCCGAACGGCGAUGGAGCACGAAUUUUUCAGGAGCAUUAGUUGGAAAGCCCUCUAUGCUCGGCGAGUUGAAGCCCCAGUUCGUCCUUGUGAAGGU
Molecule: messenger RNA, 840 nt
Organism: Phaeodactylum tricornutum CCAP 1055/1
Lineage: Eukaryota; Bacillariophyta; Bacillariophyceae; Surirellales; Neidiaceae
Exons: 2
Biological process (GO): protein phosphorylation
Molecular function (GO): protein serine/threonine kinase activity; ATP binding
Source: RefSeq, a predicted model, not a curated record